UCGGUCUGAACGAGAACAAACAUAGCUUGGGAUACGGUUUUGGAAACAAGGAACUUAUCUUUUAUAUCAGCAAUAAAUACUUUUUCAAAAAGCAAAAAGUUAAAUAGAGUAUCACAGUGUGAGUCAUAAUACCCAUAAAACCAAAGCAGUCAAAAAAAGGAAAUGGUUCCAAUUGUUUUUCCACAAUGUUUCCCAUAGUGGAUUUGAGAAACAUUUAAAAUAAGGGCUGUGUUUCGUGUAGGCCUACCCUGGGGUAACAUUUAGAUAAUUGUGUAAAUCUCUCUAGGACAAUGUGACUUGCCUGUAUCUACCCCCACCAAAUGAAACGCUAAUUAGUUGCUAAUGUGGCUUUCAUUAAGCACAAAUGCCAUGAUGAUCUGGAUAAGACUGCCUAAUCGAGGCAAAGACACCCAGCUGCAGCAGCUCCCAGCCUGUGGAGAACAGGUUCCCUCUGAGCAGGAGGAGUGGAUCCACAGUCUGGGCCAGGAGGAUCCACAGUCUGGGCCAGGAGGAUCCACAGUCUGGGGCAGGAGGAUCCACAGUCUGGUGCAGGAGGAUCCACAGCUCGUACACAUUAAAGAGGAACAGCAGGAACUCUGGACCAGUCUGGGGGAAGGUCAGGAGUCUGACACCACAGAGUUCAUAUUCACUUCCGCUUGUGUGCAAAGUGACUGUAAUCAGGACCCACCUCAGCCCUCACAUCUCUACCAGACCCAGAGUACCAGCACCUCAUACGAACAGUUGAAAAGAGGAACUAGAGAGGACCGUCAACUAUUAGAGACACCCAGUGCUUCUCAGCCCAUCUCUGCAGUGAAGUCGAUCCAUCCUAGUUCUCCCUCUAAGAGUCGCUGUAAGGUGUGUGGGAAAAUGUUUCUCAUGAAAAGCUAUUUCUUUAAACAUGUGCGAAUGCACACCAAGAUGAGAGAACGUGUCUGUGGGGUGUGUGGAAAACAGGUUGAGGUAGAGGCUAUAAAAGAUCACGUUGAAGCUCACAUCGAUGCUCAGUUUACCUGUCAGUUCUGCAGUAAAGGUUUCACUAAGAAUAAUGCUCUGAGGUUACACAUGAGGAUCCACACAGGGGAGAAGCCCUACCGCUGUUCUGUCUGCGGCAGAGGGUUCGCAGGAGCAACCAAUCUAACCAAUCACAUGAGGAUCCACACAGGGUAUAAACCCCACCGCUGUACUGAGUGUGGAAGGUGUUUCUCUGUCCUGGGUCAUCUCCAGACACACAUGAGGAGCCACACGGGGGAGAAACCCUACCGGUGUACUGUCUGUGGUAAAGGGUUUAGUGUGAGCUGCAACCUGACGCAGCACAUGAUGAUACACACAGGGGAGAGACCUUACCACUGUCCUGACUGUCAGAAAGGAUUCAUCACCAUGGUCCGGCUGAGGAGACAUCAGAUGGCCGUUCACAUGCAGGGAGAAAUGUUCUUCUGCAAUGAACAACAGCUGUAAAACCAUGCAGGCCUUGAAACACACAGUAGAGUACAGAGAGAGACAGAGAUGACAUGAUGAGCCCUGAGGUAAGACACAGAGAGAGACAGCGAUGACAUGAUGAGCCCUGACGUAAGACACAGAGAGACAGCGAUGACAUGAUGAGCCCUGACAUAAGACACAGAGAGACAGCGAUGACAUGAUGAGCCCUGACAUAAGACACAGAGAGACAGCGAUGACAUGAUGAGCCCUGACGUAAGACACAGAGAGAGACAGAGAUGACAUGAUGAGCCCUGAGGUAAGACACAGAGAGAGACAGCGAUGACAUGAUGAGCCCUGACGUAAGAGACAGAGAGAGACAGAGAUGACAUGAUGAGCCCUGAGGUAAGACACAGAGAGAGACAGCGAUGACAUGAUGAGCCCUGACGUAAGACACAGAGAGACAGCGAUGACAUGAUGAGCCCUGACAUAAGACACAGAGAGACAGCGAUGACAUGAUGAGCCCUGACGUAAGACACAGAGAGACAGAGAUGACAUGAUGAGCCCUGACAUAAGACACAGAGAGACAGCGAUGACAUGACGUAAGACACAGAGAGACAGCGAUGACGUAAGACACACAGAGAGACUAGCUUCCACCUGUAAGAGGAGACUUCUUGGUGAAUAAGACAUGACUGAACUGCUGGACUUCAGAUUUAACAGAGAAGUUGGUGGACCGUAUCUUCUGAGCAACAGAAGUCCCUGAUCAUUAGUUAGAACAGUUGUUUCUCAGACUGUUUGAGGCCUGGGACCCCUUCUGUGUGCUAAAUUCAUCAGGGACACCCUCAUCAGAACACAACUAGAGUGAGAUAGAAAAUAGCAUACAAGGAAUUUUACUGUGACUUUGGCAGUGCAUUGUGGGACAAACCAAGUCCCCUGGAAGGAACAUUUUAAAAGGCAUCACAGAAAUGAGCAGUUUUCAAGCUAAUUUCCAUAUACUGUCAUCUGUUGUUGAGAGUAAAACAUCUUGUUUAUAUACUGUCAUCUAUUGUUAAGAGUUAAACAUCUUGUUCAUGUACUGUCAUCUGUUGUUAAGAGUUAAACAUCUUGUUCAUGUACUGUCAUCUGUUGUUGAGAGUUAAACAUCUUGUUCAUGUACUGUCAUCUGUUGUUGAGAGUUAAACAUCUUGUUCAUGUACUGUCAUCUGUUGUUGAGAGUUAAACAUCUUGUUCAUGUACUGUCAUCUGUUGUUGAGAGUUAAACAUCUUGUUCAUAUACUGUCAUCUGUUGUUGAGAGUUAAACAUCUUGUUCAUGUACUGUCAUCUGUUGUUGAGAGUUAAACAUCUUGUUCAUGUACUGUCAUCUGUUGUUGAGAGUUAAACAUCUUGUUCAUAUACUGUCAUCUGUUGUUGAGAGUUAAACAUCUUGUUCAUGUACUGUCAUCUGUUGUUAAGAGUUAAACAUCUUGUUUAUAUACUGUCAUCUGUUGUUAAGAGUUAAACAUCUUGUUUAUAUACUGUCAUCUAUUGUUGAGAGUUAAACAUCUUGUUCAUAUACUGUCAUCUGUUGUUGAGAGUUAAACAUCUUGUUCAUGUACUGUCUGUCAUCUGUUGUUGAGAGUAAAACAUCUUGUUUAUAUACUGUCAUCUGUAUUGUCACAUCUGCUUAAUGUUGCUAACCUAAAAUCUACAGUGAUUGGGGAUCUUUCACUAUUCUACCUAUUUGACUUUAACUUGAGAAUAAAAUGUGUUGUUUAAAUAGUGUAA
Molecule: messenger RNA, 3178 nt
Organism: Oncorhynchus tshawytscha (Chinook salmon)
Lineage: Eukaryota; Metazoa; Chordata; Actinopteri; Salmoniformes; Salmonidae
Product: zinc finger protein 239-like
Exons: 2
Coding region: 343-1455 (370 amino acids)
Biological process (GO): regulation of transcription by RNA polymerase II
Cellular component (GO): nucleus
Molecular function (GO): DNA-binding transcription activator activity, RNA polymerase II-specific; RNA polymerase II cis-regulatory region sequence-specific DNA binding
Source: RefSeq, a predicted model, not a curated record